Arachis stenosperma is the source of this 600-nucleotide messenger RNA. RefSeq lists its product as uncharacterized. The coding region runs from base 1 to 600 and encodes 199 amino acids. NCBI's taxonomy places the organism in Eukaryota, Viridiplantae, Streptophyta, Magnoliopsida, Fabales, Fabaceae. The record is from RefSeq and is a predicted model, not a curated record. The transcript has a single exon.
AUGUUUCUCAAAGGCUCCAUACCCCCAGCAACUGCAGUUAAAGAAGAGGGGAGAGGACAACCAAUUCUCAAGAUUCUUAGAAAUCUUCAAGAAACUACAAAUAAAAUACCCUUCGCGGAAGCAAUAGAGCAAAUGCCACUCAAUGUCAAGUUCUUAAAGGAAUUGAUGACCAAAAAGAGAAGCUGGAAGAAUAAUGAGACUGUGGUGCUUACGGAAGAAUGCAGCGCCAUCAUCCAACACAAAUUACCCCAGAAAUUGAAGGAUUCUGGGAGUUUCCAAAUCCCUUGUAUUAUUGGGGAAAUCACUGUGGAAACGGCUUUAUGUGAUCUAGGAGCCAGCAUAAACCUAAUGUCUCUAGCAAUGAUGAAAAAAAUGAAGAUUGAGGAAGCCAAACCAACAAGAAUGGCGCUACAACUGGCAGACAGAUCAUUCAAAUUUCCCCAUGGGAUAGUAGAAGAUCUGCUGGUGAAGGUGGGAGACUUCAUCUUUCCAGCAGAUUUCGUGGUAUUAGACAUGGAAGAAGGAGCUAAGACUUCCAUCAUCCUAGGAAGACCAUUCUUAGCCACUGUUGGGGCCAUUAUUGAUGUCCAAAAGGGUUAA